This is a messenger RNA of Amaranthus tricolor (Joseph's coat), 883 nucleotides long. RefSeq names its product 50S ribosomal protein L24, chloroplastic. Gene Ontology annotation, biological process: translation. Bases 155 to 736 code for a protein of 193 amino acids. Gene Ontology annotation, cellular component: mitochondrion; ribosome. Lineage: Eukaryota; Viridiplantae; Streptophyta; Magnoliopsida; Caryophyllales; Amaranthaceae. The record is from RefSeq and is a predicted model, not a curated record. The transcript has 4 exons. Gene Ontology annotation, molecular function: structural constituent of ribosome; RNA binding.
CUCGUAUAGAAGGCAAUUUGGAUCGGACCCAUCAAAAUUGCCAAGUAGUGAAGAAGUCUAUCCACAACAUCAUCAUCAACAUUCUUCAUUAUAUCAACCAACAACACAGGCACAGGAGGGAGAAGAUAACCUCUCAUACCAAAGCUGAGCAAAAAUGGCAGCUAUGGCUUCUCUUCAAAGUUCCUUCACUUCUCUUUCUCUUUCCUCCAACUCAUUCCUUGGCCAACCUGUCUUUCCUUCUUCAUCCGUGCUUCAGGUCAAAACAGCUGAUUGUUCACCAUGUCUUAUUUUCAUGAGGCUCAAGCGCUGGGAGCGGAAGGAUUGUAAACCCAACAGUCUUCCAGUGCUCCAUAAAAUGCACGUAAAGCUUGGAGAUACAGUGAAAGUAAUAUCUGGAGGAGAAAAAGGCAAGAUUGGGGAGAUCAGUAAGAUCUAUAAACACAAUAGCACGGUGAUCAUCAAGGAUAUCAACUUAAAGACGAAGCAUGUCAAGAGCAAAGAACAGGGUGAACAAGGUCAGAUAAUUAAGAUCGAGGGACCUAUCCACAGCUCAAACGUCAUGUUAUAUUCAAAAGAAAAAGAAGUGGCAAGCCGGGUGGGUCACAAAAUUCUCGAGGAUGGAAGAAAAGUACGUUACCUUAUAAAAACCGGAGAGAUAAUUGACACUCUAGAGAAGUGGAAGGAAAUCCGAGACAAGAAGGAAUCAGAGACAGCUAUUGCGGCUCCGGCUUCCUAGAAAGCUCUUGUUGACUGAAUCAUUUGAAAUGUAUCAAAUCGUCUGUUUUUGUUCGCAGAACUGAGAAAUGUUAGGAUUAGCCGGAGAAUAGCAAUGUCGCAUCCUUUUUAUAUAGUAUAAAGCGUCUGGUUGAUUAUUUGAGUUGUA